GAAAAGGGCUGAUGUAGGUGAUUGACUUGGCAGUUGCUACAAUCUGAUGGUUCGGCGGCACAGGAACUUACCCAUGAUCCACCAGAAAGAGAGGGACAAAGAAAUGCUUAUUUCUACUUUCUGGCAGAAAGCAGCUACGAUUAUUUGAAGAAUUUUGGUGAACAAGACUGAAGACUGAGCUCCUGUACAUAAACAGUGCUAAUGGAAACCAGCAGUAGUACAAGUAGCAGCAAUAGUAAUAGCAAUGGCGUGAUAGUUAAUACAGAAGAAAGGAGAAUCAGAAUAGAAAAUCCCUUUACUUUGAAGGUUGGUCAAGUAUUUACUGGCUUUGGCAUUGGCUGUGGGAUUGGAAUCGGUGUUGGCCGCCCUUUAAAUCUAGGUGCAAUACCUAUGCUAAAUCAAGUUAUGACUGCCACUAGAGGUGCAACGGAUGCAAUUUCUGGAGUUGGAAGACAUGUUAAUAAUUCUUUGAAAAAGGUGGGGGCAAAAGGCAUUGAAGCUGGUGUUGGAUGUGGUGUAGGUUUUGGACAUGGUUUUGGAGUCGGUCUUGCUGUGAAGCGCGGAGUGGUGGAGCGGAUUCAGUUGUAUUUAAUUCAAGCCACGUCAAAAUUAAUGAUGAAGUCUGGAAUGUCUCCCGGCUUAUCUAUUGGUCAAGGCAUCCUUCCACCAUCCUUGCAAGCUGGGAUGAAAACAGUCAGUGAAGCCUCUAUUCAGAACCCACUGGGAAUUGCCAAUCCACUUGAAGUGAAGGUUCCACAUACUUCUCAUCCAGACUUGACAAAUAGAAACACAAAUUCUCUCUCUUCUAAUGAAAAUGAUACUUCAAGAGCUAAUGUCGACUCUUCAGAUGCAUCAUAUAUCAGCCGGACAGAGAAGGUUAUUAGCAAUUUUCUGCAGAGUCCACUUGUGAAAGGUGAAGACGGUACAACAAAUGAGCUGUCUGAGCGUGUGGGAUCAGUGAACAACCUUCUUCAUAUGGUGUUGAAACACCAGCAAGCGAUUGAUGAGCUCAUGCAGGAAAAUGAAAAGCUACGCGAGAUACUGGUGAAAGACUUGAAAGUCUCGCCCAGUAAACUCCAAACCAGCUACUCUAGUGGAAGUAAGUUUCCAAAUACUGAAUGUUUCGAGUGCCGUAAAAAACAAAGGAGAAGACAAUGAUUGAAUACGAUAUCUUUCUCUUUUUACAUUUUUCUAUUAGAUGAAUGAAAAGAAUAUCUUACAUAUUUGUCUACAUCACCCAAGCAGAAAUCAAGAAGCUGACCUGCUCUUUUUGACCUUCGUGAAUUUGCAGCUUAUUUUUUGGUUGUUGUAUGAAAGCCUUUUGCUACAUGCAAUUAGGUAGCAUGUGGAUUAGCUUUACCAAAAUAUAUGUGUAGGAUGCUGCUGGAAACAGAUAUAACUAUUUUUUAAAAUUCUUUUUUGAUUUCCCAA
This is a messenger RNA of Solanum stenotomum, 1431 nucleotides long. RefSeq lists its product as uncharacterized. The record is from RefSeq and is a predicted model, not a curated record. The coding region runs from base 202 to 1158 and encodes 318 amino acids. NCBI's taxonomy places the organism in Eukaryota, Viridiplantae, Streptophyta, Magnoliopsida, Solanales, Solanaceae. The transcript is spliced from 7 exons.